AUGUCGUCGACCGCGGCCCCCGUGGCCUUCAUCGGCGCGGACGAGCUCAGCGUCGAGCUCGCCGCCUCCUUCCUCCGCUCCGGCACCCGCGUCCGCUCGUUCGUCCCCGAGGCGGAACGGUCGCCAUCUGCGGCGCUCGCGGAGUUGAAUGGCCUCCUCCGGUGCGCGAGCCCAGUGGAAGCCGCGCGAGAUGCUGCGCUGGUCGUUGUGCUAAGCGAUGCUGGUGGAGUUGACGAGUUGUUCUUCGGAGUUGAGGGUAUCGCGAAAGGUUCUUCAGCAGUAACUGCAGAUGGAUCUGCCUCACCACUGAAGGGUAUGGAUCUGCUUCUAGGUUGGGGUAGAUAUGACGAUGCUGCCGUUGUGAAGGUCUAUGAGACAUUAACUGGUGUAAAAGUUGAAUGGAAGGCUCCCAUGCUCAGUAAAGAAGAUGUCCUUCGUUCUCUUCCUGCUGAAUGGACAGAAGAUCCAAUUGAUAAUCUUGUACCUAUUGCAUCUCAAAGUAGCAAAAAGAUUCUUGUAGUUUUAGAUGAUGAUCCAACUGGGACUCAAACAGUUAAUGAUAUAGAAGUUUUAACUGAAUGUUUCUCAAGCUACCAACUUGCUUUUUUUAUUUUGACAAACUCUCGUUCCAUGACUGCUGAUAAGGACCUUCGUGCAUUGACCUUAAAGAAAGGAGUUAGCUUGGUUCUCCAUGGAGCAUCUGGUCUACCUCAUGAGCUCGUAAAGGUCAUGGCGUCUGCUAAAGAAGCAAUGAAAGCUGUGGUAGCAGAGAAGCUGCGCCUCUUUGGAUCUUCUGGGAAAGCCUGA
This is a messenger RNA of Miscanthus lutarioriparius, 807 nucleotides long. The record is from the annotation of a GenBank genome assembly. Lineage: Eukaryota; Viridiplantae; Streptophyta; Magnoliopsida; Poales; Poaceae.